This is a messenger RNA of Spinacia oleracea (spinach), 1766 nucleotides long. RefSeq lists its product as uncharacterized. Gene Ontology annotation, biological process: DNA replication, synthesis of primer. NCBI's taxonomy places the organism in Eukaryota, Viridiplantae, Streptophyta, Magnoliopsida, Caryophyllales, Amaranthaceae. The record is from RefSeq and is a predicted model, not a curated record. The coding region runs from base 179 to 1543 and encodes 454 amino acids. The transcript is spliced from 17 exons.
ACAUUUCCAGCGCCAAUUUCAUCCCGCCAUUUGAAACCCUCAAACUCACUCCCUUUCUCUCUCCUCAAUUUUCAGCUUCACCUCCUCAGAAGACAGUCGAUCCAAUCUUCGCUUUACUUCUCCGGUCUCCGUCACCGUCGUCGACACUACCAUUUUCAUCUUCAGGUAGAAAUCCAAGAUGACGCGAGAUGAGGCAAAAAACGACAGGGAUGACAUGUUAAUCGACGGUCCCGAUUAUCAAAACCCUAACCCUAAUUUGAUUUCCGACGGUUUCAAUGCUAGUUACCUCAAAGUUUAUUAUUCAAAGCUGUUUCCGUAUUCUGAUAUGUUCAAAUGGAUGUCAUAUGGAAAUGAUGGAAAGCACCCAGGAUGUGAUUCGUCCUAUUUUGGCAGAAGGGAACUUUCAUUCACGUUGGACAAUGAUAUAUAUUUGCGGUUUCAAUCUUUCAAAACUGCUUCAGAACUUGAAAGUGCAGUCAAGGAGAAAUGCCCCUUUAAAAUAGACAUUGGUCCUGUUUACAGUGUUGAUCCAUCGAAGAGACAUGCCUAUGCACAAACUGGGGACAACGUCUUCAAACCUGUGGAAAGAGAGCUUAUAUUUGAUAUUGAUAUGACAGAUUAUGAUGAUAUCAGAUAUUGCUGCUCUGGUGCUGAUGUAUGCCGGGACUGUUGGCCUCUGAUGACAGCUGCUAUUAAAAUUAUUGAUAUUGCUCUCAGAGAUGAUUUUGGUUUCAAUCAUAUCCUCUGGGUAUUUAGUGGUCGGCGUGGUGUACAUUGUUGGGUUUGUGAUGCAAAAGCAAGAAGGUUAACGAAUGAACAACGAGCUGCUAUUGCUGAGUAUUUUCACGUGUACAAGGGCAACGAGAAUAGUCAGAAAAAGGUUUCCUUAGGGGGUCCAGGUCUUCAUCCAUUUCUCGUGAGAUCAUACACUGAAGUUCUAAAGAAAUUUUUUGAGGAGACAUAUCUUAGUAGUCAGAUGCUUCUUUCUUCUGAAGAGAGAUAUGAGAAGGUUCUAGAGAUGAUUCCUGAUGAAUCUAUUACUUCUGAACUUCGGGGGAAAUGGCAGGAUAAUAGACGAUCAUCUAAAGAAGACACCAACGUUUUCCGCUGGGGUCAGCUAAAGCAUGUCCUUCAAUCUGGGAAGCAGAAGGGACAAGGACUUCGCAAGUGUGUUGAAGAGAUUGUAUUCUCUUAUACAUACCCCAGGCUAGAUAGUGAGGUCACUAAGCAUAUGAAUCAUUUAUUGAAGGCCCCAUUCUGCGUGCACCCCAAAACAGGUCGUGUAUGUGUUCCUAUUGAUCCCAACAACUGUGAGGAUUUUGAUCCUACCAAUGUACCAACCCUUUCUCAGCUUCUGGAAGAACUUAACAGGGAAAGUCUUGGAGAGGAUGUUGAAACAGACUUGGAGAGAACUUCGCUUGGCAAAUCAAUCGCUCUUUUCAGGUCAUCAUUCUUGCAGCCCCUAUUGAAAUCGUGCAAGGAAGAAUUGGAAGAUUCCUAUAACAAAAAACUUCAGCAGAGCAAGGAUUCACUGACUUGGUAGAUGUUUCUAUUCGGUUUAUCUCGAUUCUAGAUUUUUCUUCUGUUCUCUGCUGUGUCUAUGUAAGUGUCUAAAUUAUGUAUGUAUAAUUUGUUAUUUAGUCAGUAGGAGAUAAAAUGUACUACAGAAGUGCCCUGCAGUCCAGGUCAUAACAUUUGAUGGAUACUCUUCUAUUUCAUUACUAUCUAUAAAGUUUAUGGCAACAUAAAUCCGUGAAGCUUUACGA